Molecule: messenger RNA, 1500 nt
Organism: Sorghum bicolor (sorghum)
Lineage: Eukaryota; Viridiplantae; Streptophyta; Magnoliopsida; Poales; Poaceae
Product: homeobox-leucine zipper protein HOX28
Exons: 2
Coding region: 243-1100 (285 amino acids)
Biological process (GO): regulation of DNA-templated transcription
Molecular function (GO): DNA-binding transcription factor activity, RNA polymerase II-specific; sequence-specific DNA binding
Source: RefSeq, a predicted model, not a curated record
CCAUGGAGGAGAUCCACCCCACGAGCGCCCAGCUCAUCAUUGUCGACCACUUGCAUCAUCCUACACUUCGUCUCUUUCCUCCCACUGAUCUCCAUCCAUCCCUCUAUUUAUACCCCGCCUCCCGCACAUUCCUUCUUCACCAACUCCGGCGGCCGGCCAGUGCAGUGCAGCAGCACACGUACGUCUUCCCGGCCAGCUAGCUAGCUUUGUUGCUGGUGAUUGGUAUAAACUAAACAGUUAGCAUGGCGCCUCAAAGCUUGGAUCUUGGGCUGAGUCUCGGCCUGGGCGUGGCGGCGUUUCAGCCCAGCUUGAGCUUCUGCCACCCGGCCGCCGGCAAUGCCGCCGCUGUCGCCGGGGCGGCGGAGCGGGAUGCCAGCCCGGCCACGGCGGAGGAGAGGGAGCGGAGGUGCUCGCCCGCCGGCAGCCCGGUGUCGAGCGGCAGCGGCAGCGGCAGCGGGAAGCGCGCCGCGGCGGAGAGGUCGGCCGGCAGCGGUGACGAGGAUGACGACGGGGCCGCUCGCAAGAAGCUGCGGCUGUCCAAGGACCAGGCCGCCGUGCUCGAGGAGUGCUUCAAGACGCACCACACCCUCACUCCGAAGCAGAAGGUGGCACUGGCCAGCAGCCUGGGCCUCCGGCCGCGACAGGUGGAGGUGUGGUUCCAGAACCGCCGCGCCCGGACCAAGCUCAAGCAGACGGAGGUGGACUGCGAGUACCUCAAGCGCUGGUGCGAGCAGCUGGCCGAGGAGAACCGCCGCCUGGGCAAGGAGGUCGCCGAGCUCAGGGCGCUCAGCGCUGCGCCGGCGCCGGCGGCCCCGCUCACCACUCUCACCAUGUGCCUCUCCUGCCGGCGCGUCGCCUCCUCCUCAUCACCGUCGUCCGCCAACACGUCGUCGCCCAACAACAUCCCCGCCGCGCACCCGCACGCGCACGCCGCAGCAGCUGCUUCCAAUGGCGGGAGCAUGGCGUCGUCUCCGGCGGCGGCGGCGACGUUGCCCGCCCACCGGCAGUUCUUCUGUGGGUUCAGAGACGCCGGGGCGGCCGCCGCCGCGGUAUACGGGGUCUCGUCUGGGCUCGCAAAGGCGGUCAGGGCGGCCAGAUAGGCAGGCUUAAUUAAUUAGACGUUGUUGUCCUGGCGACGCCAUGGAAAUGCAUGGCCAAGUUGCAGUUGCAAAGCAAGUGUGGUAGCUGAAACUUAAAGCUUAAACUUUUUUCUGUAUUUUUAUAGAGGGGAAGGAACGAAUGCAUUCAAAUGUUUUUAACAAGGUUAGGAUCGGCUGAUGAGCUCCCCUGAGGAUGCAUGUCAUGUGUAUCCAUGCAUGUGAAAAUUGUUGAAAUUAAUAACAGUAGAUGAGCUAACCCUCUGUACCAGAGUUGAUUAUUAUUACAGUCCGUGUUCAGCUUAUGGUAUUCAGCUUAUGGUUUUUCGGCUGAUACUAUUUUGUUAUGAGAGAAAAAACACUAUAACAUGGUUGAUAAUCCAAUAAUGCCCCAUUUUGCAUU